Felis catus (domestic cat) is the source of this 1712-nucleotide messenger RNA. RefSeq names its product replication factor C subunit 4 (gene RFC4). The coding region runs from base 325 to 1413 and encodes 362 amino acids. Gene Ontology annotation, biological process: DNA repair; DNA-templated DNA replication. The transcript has 11 exons. NCBI's taxonomy places the organism in Eukaryota, Metazoa, Chordata, Mammalia, Carnivora, Felidae. The record is from RefSeq and is a predicted model, not a curated record. Gene Ontology annotation, cellular component: nucleus; DNA replication factor C complex. Gene Ontology annotation, molecular function: ATP hydrolysis activity; ATP binding; DNA clamp loader activity.
GGGCCGCCGUGCCCGCGGCUCCUCCCGCCUGGGUCGCUGUGUUUCCCUUGCCCUGCAGCCUCCAGUCCGAGGAAUGCACGGGGACGGCGUGGAACUUAACCUACACCUCUUUGUCACUCUUGCUCCAGUCUGUGCGACCCCCAAAGCGUGUCACCUGUGCAAAUAAAACGGGGUAGAAGUUAAGGGCCCCGUGAGCGCGGAGCGAGCGCGGCGAGCCGGAAGUGACGCGCUCCGUGCCCGCGUAUUCCCGCCCUGCCCUUCGCCGGCUGUUCCGUGGCGGGAACCCGGGCGACCGUGCUGACGGCGGCUACUGGUGAAGUAACCAUGCAGGCUUUUCUAAAAGGCACAUCUGUCAGUACUAAACCACCACUGAAGGAUCGAGUAGCUGCCACAGCUGGAAGCAGUGGAGAGAACAAGAAAGCCAAACCUGUUCCAUGGGUGGAAAAAUAUCGCCCAAAAUGUGUGGAUGAAGUCGCUUUCCAGGAAGAAGUGGUUGCAGUACUGAAAAAGUCUUUAGAAGGAGCUGAUCUCCCUAAUCUCUUGUUUUAUGGGCCACCUGGAACUGGAAAAACAUCCACUAUUCUGGCAGCAGCUAGAGAGCUUUUUGGGCCUGAGUUGUUUCGAUUGAGAGUUCUUGAAUUAAAUGCAUCUGAUGAACGUGGAAUACAGGUUGUUAGAGAAAAAGUGAAGAAUUUUGCUCAAUUAACUGUGUCAGGAAGUCGUUCAGAUGGGAAGCCAUGUCCACCUUUUAAGAUUGUGAUUCUGGAUGAAGCAGAUUCUAUGACCUCGGCUGCUCAGGCAGCUUUACGACGUACUAUGGAGAAGGAGUCUAAAACCACCCGAUUCUGUCUCAUCUGUAAUUAUGUCAGUCGAAUAAUUGAACCUCUGACCUCUAGAUGUUCUAAAUUCCGCUUCAAACCACUGUCAGAUAAAAUUCAACAGCAGCGAUUACUAGACAUUGCUGAUAAAGAACAUGUCAAAAUUAGCAAUGAGGGAAUAGCUUAUCUUGUUAAAGUGUCAGAAGGAGACUUAAGGAAAGCUAUUACAUUUCUUCAAAGUGCUACUCGAUUAACAGGUGGAAAGGAGAUCACAGAGAAGGUGAUCACAGACAUUGCUGGGGUAAUACCAGCUGAGACCAUCGAUGGACUAUUUGCUGCAUGUCAGAGUGGCUCUUUUGACAAACUAGAAGGUGUGGUAAAAAAUUUAAUAGAUGAGGGCCAUGCAGCCACUCAGCUUGUAAAUCAACUUCAUGAUGUGGUUGUAGAAAACGAUAACCUUUCCGACAAACAGAAAUCCAUCAUCACAGAAAAACUUGCUGAAGUAGACAAGUGCUUAGCGGAUGGUGCUGAUGAACAUCUACAACUGAUCAGCCUCUGUGCUACUGUGAUGCAGCAGUUAACUCAGAAUUGCUGAAAUGUUCGUAAGAUGUUUAAAACUUACACAAAUAAAAUAACCAAAACACCUUUAAAGUGAAUAUACAAUUUAUUUAACAUUCAAACUUCAUUAAGACAUGUGCAAUAUGGCAAUUUUAAUUACUGGGGGUUUAACCCUACCUAGGAUAUGAUUGCUUGCUGGGGCUUAGCAACAGGGUCCAGUUCACACUUAGCACUAAUUAAAUACUUUAUUGAAUAAAUACAAUACCAAACAAAAUGCAUUCAAAUGCUUUCUAAAAAAAAAAAAUCAAUUUUAAAGGCCUUUCUAUUCAGGCUAAU